Pocillopora damicornis (cauliflower coral) is the source of this 1446-nucleotide messenger RNA. RefSeq lists its product as uncharacterized. The record is from RefSeq and is a predicted model, not a curated record. NCBI's taxonomy places the organism in Eukaryota, Metazoa, Cnidaria, Anthozoa, Scleractinia, Pocilloporidae.
AAGUCUGAGCUCUCCUGAGUUUUCCUCUAGUUCUGGUUGUUGGUCUGGUGAUAAUGAUUCACAAUCUGCACCGCUGGAGUCCCGCAACCAAUCCUGGUGAACACUAGUACUAUUACCAUUAUCUUCAUUAUCAAAGUCGGCUUCAGCUGAUGAACUACAAAUUAAAUCAAUUAAAUACAAAAAUCAUUCUUCAUCCUAGAAUUGAUUUUCAUGAACAAUGCAAAUGAAAUAAGUACAUGUCAUACACAUGCAGAUCGUUUACAAUUGGAACGAUUCAUAAUAGUGUUGGGUUUGCGCCUAAACUUAAACUUUUUGUAGUUCAGCAAUGCUUGGUAUAAACUCAAUUAAGAAGAUUUAAGGCAAAAAUUCGCUUGUUUAAGGUGAUGGUCGAUUGACAGAAUUAAAGUAAAUCCCAAGGUGAUUUCGGUUUCUCCGUGUGGGAUUGAUCAGAAAGCUUCCAAGAGGUCACGGAUUUACUUACUAACAAGAACAUAGUGCUGUUAAUCGUUUUCUUGUUACUCUGUUCUGUGUUACUGCGUUGCUCUGUUUAGAAACACCCACAUCAUAAAGUGAAGCUCAAGUAAAGGCCUCUGCAGCCACUUGUUGAUCUUUUACCGAGGAAAAACUAAAACGCUUACCAAUCUAGAUUAAGAACGGGUUCGGCGAGUUCUAAGGAAUUUUGCCAGUGCCAAUGUUUGUACUCCACCGAAGACGAAACAGGUUUCCCAUCAAAGUAAAUACACGGGCAAUGAACGUGAGCGUAGGAAAGGUCGCUGCACUGACAUCUGACGAUUUCCCUUCAACUCCAGCUUCUUUUCAUGGUACAAAGCAAUAAGAAUAUCCAAAAACUAAGUAAUGAAACACUUCAUCACUAUUCCAUACUUACUAAACUGGUAAAGGCAUGCUUUGACCUUCCUACUUCAAGAGAUUAAGGACUGGGGCAAGUCACGAGUUAGUCCAGAUUUAGACACAGUAACCAUCAAUGCCUUUCGGGCACUCUACUUAUUUCCACUGUAUUUCUCUUCGCGCCUUUUCACUUUCCCGCCGCCUACGGAUGCUUUCAUGCUAGAAUAUUGCCGUAACCUAAUAACAUGGAGGAAGCUUCAAGGCAAUUAACAGAGUGGACAGUGGAUGAGGUCUCCAAACGAGUUCGGGAGAAGUUUAACGACAAUGUAGCUAAAAAGUUCGAAGAACAGAAAAUUGAUGGCAAUGCACUCAAACUUUUGGCGAGAGAAGGGAACACAACGCAGUAUGCUGCAUGCGGAUUGACUACAGUCGGUGAUCAGAUGCACCUGAAAGAAAUGAUAUCAGGGUUAACUUUACCUCUGGUACCGGUGUUGAGCAGGCAUCGUAUAAAGCCCACAAUUACAGAAAUCAAAACAUUGGCAGAAUUAAAUCAAAGAAUUUAUAAAGCAAAGUAAGUAAACUAUAUAUUGUAAUAUAUUU